This is a messenger RNA of Carassius gibelio (silver crucian carp), 1754 nucleotides long. RefSeq names its product high mobility group nucleosome-binding domain-containing protein 3. Gene Ontology annotation, biological process: chromatin organization. The coding region runs from base 154 to 627 and encodes 157 amino acids. Gene Ontology annotation, cellular component: nucleus; chromatin. Gene Ontology annotation, molecular function: nucleosomal DNA binding. NCBI's taxonomy places the organism in Eukaryota, Metazoa, Chordata, Actinopteri, Cypriniformes, Cyprinidae. The record is from RefSeq and is a predicted model, not a curated record. The transcript is spliced from 6 exons.
AGUCUGAGGUCUGCAUAAUAUUAACAUGUUAUUACCAGAGGUGUUUUAGAUAUUGAUCCUGUAGUCUGUGGUAGUUAAACUCACUCACCCACCUCACAGGUCCAUACCUGCUUUUCUAAUUUAAUAAAACAAGUGACAGGAAAUUUUGUAAAAAUGCCCAAGAGGAAGUCACCCGAGGGAGCAGAGGCCAAAGACGCCACCAAAGUUACAAAACAUGAGCCUACUCGGAGGUCAGAGCGUCUUUCCUCAAAACCAGCUCCUCCUAAAGCUGAACCAAAAGCCAAAAAGCCAGCUGCCAAGAAGCCAUCCAAUGACAAAGUGGUAAAGGAGAAGAAGGGCGGAGCCAAAGGAAAGAAAGAGGAGAAAGAAUCGGCGCCCACUGCAAAUGGAGAGACCAAGCCAGAGGAGAUCUGUGUCUCACGCUCAUCUGUCAGUGUGUCAUCAUGGAGAAGUUCCGCCCCCUCCUUCCUGUCCAUCCGAGGGCAGAGUGAGAGUGUUAGAGUAAAGGGUACGAGAGUUUGUAGAGUGCAGUGUGUGCUUGUGUGCUCUUCGCCAUCACAUCUAGAUAUAUAUUCAACCAUCUCUUUAUCUGAGACCAUAGAAAAAAGAGAAAUGAGCAGAAUUUAAUUACAUUGUGAAUGACUGGUAGCCAAGGUUAACAAAAUGUUGAGUGCAUUAAUUUUGAUAUUAUGGAUCACAACUUUUUGUGAAGUUGAAGUGUGAUAUUCCAGAGUGUACCCAAUUGCAAUAAUAAUUACUGUAUUCAAAAAGGUUUUCAAACAGUCAUUGCUCAGUCUAUCCACAUCCGGUUAGGAUAGAAGAAAGUAUUUAUUUAAAAAUACACUCUUCACCUUGAAUUUAAUUUAAUUUACAAUUUAAGUUGAUUUACUUAUUAUAACGUAAACAUAAGUAUCUGUUUUUUUUCCUGUUGUUUUUUAUAAGGGAAGUUGUUGAGUUUAAAGGAAUAAUUCACGAAAAAAUGAAAAAUUUCUGGAUGAAUGGAUCAUCUACAGUGAAUGGCUUUGUUAAAUGUUAAAACAGCUUGUAAAAGCAUUACAAUAAUCCACAAGUAAUCCAAAUGACUCCAGUCUGUAAAUUAACAUCUUGUGAGGUGUAAAGCUGCAUGUUUGUACAAAAAACAUUUUUUUACAUCAAAACCAUUACAAGUCCCCUUUGGCUAAUACUACUUUCUCUAGUGAAAACAUUCUGAAUCAAGAGAGAAAUAUGCUUAGAUCCAGCACCAUUUACAAGUGACAACAUUUCAAAACAGUUAAAGAUAAAACACUUUAAUACUACAAACAAGCAGCUUUUCACUUCACAGGAUUCUAAUCAAUGCACCAGAGCUUUGCAGAUUGCUUGUGGAUUAUUGUGAUGUUUUUAUCAGGUGUUUGGACUCUCAUUCCGACGGCACCCAUUCACGUAAGAGGAUCCUUUGGAGAACAAGUGAUGUGAUAAAUUUCUCCAAAUCUGUUUUGAUGAAGAAUCAAACGGAUCUAGAGUGAGAACAUUUUCAGCCAUUUACAUCUUUGAGUGAACUAUUCCGUUAACAAAUUAUUUUAUGAUUUUUUUAAUUUGAGGUAAGUUGUGGUCAUCAUUUGUAUGUGGAUUUACUCAUACUAACUGAGUGGCUUUUGUUCUGUCUGUCUGACUUCACAUCAGGUAAUCUAACAGUUUUAGAAAAACGUAAGUCCUAUCAAAACGUUCUCUGCAUUAGGAAAUCAUAUUCUUUUUCUUCUGUGCUUUUCCCCCCCUCU